Messenger RNA from Cladophialophora immunda, 2732 nucleotides. RefSeq lists its product as uncharacterized. The record is from RefSeq and is a predicted model, not a curated record. Bases 171 to 2732 code for a protein of 853 amino acids. The transcript has a single exon. NCBI's taxonomy places the organism in Eukaryota, Fungi, Ascomycota, Eurotiomycetes, Chaetothyriales, Herpotrichiellaceae.
CUGCGUCGCCGUCAGACCUGCCCCUGGCCUCUCAACCACGAGGUCGUUGUUCAGCCUGAUCAGGCAGCGAACACCAAGCAACCUUUCAGACCUAACCGCCAAUACGCUCAUAGGCAAUCAGAGGCUUGUCUUCGGUCUGGCUUCACUCAUUCACUCAUGUCCCGGAUGUGAUGAACAGGCAACGAGGCCCUACAGUUCGUCAUUCGAUGGAGGAAGCCUUUGAGGGCAUCUACGGUGUCAACGCGGGUGACUUGCUUCAAUGCCCUUUGGCCCGGAUUCAAGACACAGAUCUGAGAUUAUGGCGAUUGAGGCUAUCUUGCACGCCACUCCUGACAGGCGCACACCACCCCACAGAACACUUUGAGAAACUCGAUCAGCAGCUCUCAGUCCUUCUGCCGCGUCCUUGCGGCUUUAUCAAGGAUUCCUCUCGCAAGGCCGGCGCCGAUCUCCAUGAUAUGCGUUCCAAGUCGGAAAAGCUGCUCGCCCGUCUACCAGGAGUCCCUCAGCGCAGUUUCUCACUGCCUCUGAACAACGGUAUAAGGCGGGCGCAAGGCACGACCCUGUGGGACAGUAUCAAAGACGGUAGAUGGUCAACAAAGUAUAUUGUGCCAGAAGCGCGAUCCCACUUCCAGGCGCAGAGCUCAGAAGAUGCUGCCUCCAUUCUCAACUUACUGUCCAAGUUACAAGAUCUCGCCUGGGACAAUCUGUACGUGACCACCCACAUUGACAGCAAUUCCAUGAUUCUAGCAGCUGUAUUCGCAAAUCAAGGCUCCGCCCCGGAUCUGCAACUUGCUCAAAACUCGCUCGAAUAUGUGAAUCUGCUCUCCGAGUUGUUUGACGAAUAUCAGAGCAUGUGUGACGCCGUAUCUUUCGGGGUCCAAGCUCCAUUCGAGGACGACUCAACCGAAGGCCGCGCUUUGAAGAAUGCCCUGUUUCCUCAUGAGCACGAUGACCAUGAACAGGCGAUGGCGAUCGUCAAGGUUUUUCUCUGGUCGGCAUGGCAGCGUUCCGUAAUGCUGCACUUCUAUUAUGUGAUCGGAGUUCAACUUGCUCAUGGAUACUCGUCGACUUGGAACACUUUCCUGGCCGUUCGAGGUAUACACGAGCUCGAAUCUCUGUCUAGAGAUACGUAUCGCGGCAAAUGCACCGACUAUCUCUGCAACUGGGCUUUUGAGCUUCUCAGAACCAGUCGUACAUCUGUCGGGCUGGACUUUCGCCGGAUGAUUUCAAGGUUCGAUGCUCAAUUCCGUGGGCGACAUGGGCGAUGCAUUAACGAUUCGACUCACACCUGUGAAGGUGGUGAGCCAGAGACGUGCCAGAGGUUUACUGCUGCAGAGGCCGCCGCGCAGUCAGCACACUCCCCUGGCUGUAAUAAGCAUUGUUCGAGAAUUGUGUGGAAUCCACCUUCAUACUACGAGUGCCGAAAGCCAGCCGCGAUUUCGGCUGUCGAAAAUUCUGCAUAUCUGGACUAUUCUCCUGUUUCUUCUCAGACUCUAGCAAUUUCUCACGUCUGGAGCCACGGUCAAGGCGGCCGUCCCGAGACAGGCAUCAACACCUGUCUACAUCAACGAUAUUGCCGUUUGGCCCGUCAAUUUGGGUGCGACACAUAUUGGAUUGACGCUGCAGGUAUUCCCAGCGAGACCACCCUAAGACGCCAGGCCAUCGACAGCAUCAACGAAAUCUUCGCUGCGGCCAAGGUAACCCUGAUCAUCGACAUGGAUGUCCAAUCAGUCGACGUGACUCUGCCAGAGCCCAGCAUUGCACAAAUUGAGACGCUGAUCUCAACACUAUUGGUGAGUGAUUGGACUGUCCGUGGCUGGACGUUAUUGGAAGGGAUCCGUGGCAGUCGUGCGAUCUGGCUGCUCUGCAAGAAUGAUGAAGUAAUAAAUCUCCGUUAUGCUCUUGCCAUGUUACACGAGCGCGGUGCGAUCGACAUCGGCGUCCUGCUUGGGAGUGCGCAACAUCUGAUCCCUCAUUCAGACCCAGCCUCGAGGAAGAGCGUUGAAGAAGCAGGCUAUCUUCUCAGUCAACGCCACACGUCCUGGCCUGAAGAUGUGAUAAUUUGUUGGACUUUGCUGAUCAAUGCACCUGUCAAAAGGGAGGCGGCUGGUCUCUGGCAGAAGCAGACGAGAGUCAGAAGUGGAUAUAUAUUAUCAAGCGCUCCACGUGUCGGCACGAUGAAAGGCCUUGGUUGGGCACCCAGCACGCCGUAUAUUCGGCCAAUCAGACGGUCAGUUGGACUUGACGACGGUAGGAGUCAAGAGUAUAGUGUGAGGUUUCCGUCAUAUGAUGGAGAGGGUAGCCUUUUUGUCAACAUCACGGACGAUGGCUUGCGUGGAAAAUGGCGUGUCGUGGAGGCUGACCGCUCGCUUCUAGAGAGUAACAAGGACCUGUGCUGCGAGUUGACACCCGUUCCCGAGGCAUGGCAGGAUGAUGAAUUGGACCUCGAAGCAGCCGAGAUGAUAUAUGCGCACCCGGACGACGCACUGGCCUGGCUUACAAUGGCAGAGUUACUGGACCAUGGAGCCCGCGUAAGGCUUGUCAGAGCAGUGGCUGAAGAUGGUAUCUCCGCGGCCGUCAGCAGCAGCCAGCGAGGAGAGGACUUUGGGUUGAUUGCGGCGAUUUGCGCCAGCCUCAAUGGGGGAUUGUCAUGGGAAUGGAAAGGGGUAUAUUCCUGGCAAGAGAGUGAGAAUUAUCCGGGUUGGGAUAUUGAUGAGAUGUUGAUCACGUAG